Menidia menidia (Atlantic silverside) is the source of this 795-nucleotide messenger RNA. Lineage: Eukaryota; Metazoa; Chordata; Actinopteri; Atheriniformes; Atherinopsidae. The record is from the annotation of a GenBank genome assembly.
AUGGAGGUCACUGCUCUUCGCUGUCGCGCUGCUGUGCUGUUCCUCCUCCUUCUAACUCAGGCCCUGACCAUUCAUUCUCAGGAGGAGGAGGAGGAGGAGGUGGUGGUGGUGGAGGAGGCCGUGCAGGACGAAGAGCUGCAGGAGGAGGAACAGCAGGUGAUCGAGACGUGGACGCGGAACGUCAAAGCCUGCACCUGUGACUGCGAAUCGGCCGAAUCUCCCACUCGCAUCCCCACUGCCUUCUCGCCUGCCCCGCCAACUCAGACGCCAGCGCCUCCGGGAGACUCGCUGAGCUGCAUGCCAGAAUGCCCAUACCACAGAGCCCUGGGCUUUGAAUCCGGAUCUGUAAGCGCAGACCAGAUCAGCUGCUCCAAUCAGGAGCAGUACACUGGCUGGUACUCCUCCUGGAUCCCCAACAAGGCUCGCCUUAACAACCAAGGAUUCGGGUGCGCGUGGCUGUCCAAGUUCAAUGACCAACACCAGUGGAUCCAGAUCGACCUAAAGGAAGUGGGUGUGGUGUCAGGCAUCCUCACUCAGGGCCGCUGUGACGCCGAUGAGUGGAUCACUAAAUACAGCGUCCAGUAUCGAACUGUGGAAUCUCUCAACUGGGUCUAUUAUAAGGACCAGACCGGGAACAACAGGGUCUUCUACGGGAACUCGGAUCGCUCCUCCACAGUGCAGAACCUGCUGCGCCCGCCCAUCGUGGCCCGCUACAUCCGCCUGCUGCCACUGGGCUGGCACACCCGCAUCGCCAUCAGGAUGGAUCUGCUGAUGUGCACUAAUAAGUGUUCCUAA